AUGCGGAGCCGGCGGGGUCUGCGGCUCCCGCGCCGCUCGCUCCUGGCCGCGCUCUUCUUUUUCUCGCUGUCCACAACCUUCCUCUACUUCGUGUAUGUGGCGCCCGGUAUAGUGAACACCUACCUCUUCAUGAUGCAAGCGCAAGGUAUCCUGAUCCGAGACAACAUGAGAACAAUAGGUGCUCAGAUGUAUGAGCAGGUGGUUCGGAGUGCAUAUGCCAGGAGGAAUAGCAGUGUAAAUGACUCAGAUUAUCCUCUUGACUUGAAUCACAGUGAAACCUUCCUGCAAACCACAACUUUUCUUCCUGAAGACUUUACAUAUUUUGCAAACCAUACCUGCCCUGAAAGACUCCCUUCUAUGAAGGGCCCAAUAGAUAUAAACAUGAGUGAAGUCAGAAUGGAUGACAUCCACGAAUUCUUCUCUAGAGACCCUGCCAUCAAACUUGGAGGUCAUUGGAAGCCCAGUGAUUGCAUGCCUCGUUGGAAGGUGGCAAUCCUUAUUCCAUUCCGAAACCGUUAUGAGCAUCUCCCUGUUCUUUUCCGGCACUUGAUUCCUAUGCUACAACGCCAGCGUCUGCAGUUUGCAUUCUAUGUUAUUGAACAAGCUGGUACUCAACCCUUCAAUCGUGCCAUGCUUUUUAAUGUUGGCUUUCGUGAAGCAAUGAGAGACUUGAAUUGGGAUUGUUUGAUUUUUCACGAUGUGGAUCAUAUACCAGAAAAUGAUCGUAACUAUUAUGGAUGUGGGCAGAUGCCAAGGCACUUUGCAACCAAGCUGGAUAAAUAUAUGUAUCUGCUUCCUUAUAAUGAGUUUUUUGGUGGAGUGAGCGGCUUAACGGUAGAGCAGUUUCAGAAAAUUAAUGGCUUUCCUAAUGCAUUCUGGGGCUGGGGUGGAGAAGAUGAUGACCUCUGGAACAGAGUACAGAAUGCAGGCUACUCAGUGAGCCGGCCAGAAGGCGACACUGGGAAGUAUAAAUCUAUCCCUCACCACCAUCGAGGAGAAGUGCAGUUUCUUGGGAGGUAUGCGUUAUUGAGGAAGUCAAAGGAAAGACAAGCUCUGGAUGGCCUCAAUAACUUGAACUACUUUGCAAACAUCACAUAUGACGCCUUGUAUAAAAAUAUAACUGUAAACUUGACACCAGAGCUGGCUCAGGUGAAUGAAUAUUAAGAGGAGAGAAGAUAAGUUUGUUUCACCCAUUACCAAGACAACCUGGUGAGAUAUUUUGUGAAUCUGCACGGGAAGAAAACAGGAAUACAUGGGCUAAUGAAGGAUCACAGGGUUUGAAGAAUACUAUUGCAAAAUGCACGCACAAAAUGUCUUCGCUGUCCAGGCCCAGUGUGAUUGUGUAGCAAGUUUGGGAGCCUCACUCAUCAGGACUUGCUUUCUCUUUUCCAAUGAUGGUGGUCUGUCCUGCUGCUCUUCUCUCCACCUCUCCAUUCCCUAUGUCCUGUCUCAGCCACAAUCUCCAGGACCAGAACUGUGAUCAGACAUGGCUGAUGUCCUGCCACGGAGCUUGUUCUUCUGAAUGACGUCUUCAUCUUCUUUGCUUUUGGAGGCAAAGAACCAAUCCCACUACAAGGGCAGCUGCCUUUAUGGAAGAGCAAAUGAACCACUCCUCAUCCAUCCUGCUACAUUUGUGGUGUUUUUGUUUUGUUUUUUAAUUACUUGGGGGGGGGUACAUAGAGAUAUAUAACUAUCGCUUCUUGAAGAAGCGAAAGUGUAAAUAAGCUGUGUAAAUUGCCUCUUCUUUUUUUUUAAUUUAAUUUUACUGUUGACUCAGAUUCAAGCAGAGAGUUUACCUAUUCAAUCACUUAUUUAGUUGACAGGUGCCAGGCUUAGUUUAAAUGUAGUUGCAGUGUAUCUUUUAUCACUGAAAUUCUGGCUCUUUGGGGAGACCUUUCAAAAAGGAACAAAAUAUCUGAUUUGUCUGUUUCAUAUCUUUUGUAGCUGAUGUCUCCUCUAUUUCCCCUUCCUGGCCCUGACUUUUCGUGUUGACUCUUAUUCUGGCCCCUUUUUCUUAAUCACUUCUCCCGCCCGUGGAGGGUGUGAAACAUGACUGUGCCUGCCCAGAGCCAGAUCCCUCACAAAAACUUGUGCAUGUGCCCCAGACUGUCUUUGACACUAUUCCCCAUCUUUGCUCUAUUGAGGAAUUUGGGGUCCCCGGAAAUCAACUAGUCAUUCUAGUUUAUUCCUAAAUUACCAAUGGCUUCAGUGGUUCCUCCUCACUUUGCUCUUUUUUCUUUUCAGAAGAGUUGUUUUGGUUAUUUUAUCAUUAACAAACAUUUGAAGUCUUUAAAAUUCAGCCAGGGAGUGGAUAACACAAAUAUGUCAGUGAGCAAAGCACAGCUAAAAGGAGAAUAUUGACCAACAGUCAGAGAAAGCUUUUGAAGUAUGAGAAUGAAGUACUCUCUUCCUAUCUCCUGUUUUUUGAGACCUGAUUCCAAAUUGCAUUUUGGUUGACGCCGCUUAAAUUUUCUUUGUGUACAACUCACUGAUUUCUAUAGGACCUGAAAAAAAUCUCCCAAAAUGUCUGUGCUGGAAAGCACCAGAUUUAUUUUUUUUUAACAUAACAUAUAUUUACAUAUUAUAAUUAGAAAUCCUCUCUGAAGAGUACUUCAUGUUUUCCUUUUUCUUCAUUUGCCUUAGUUUGCUUUAUACUUCCAUAGCUUUCAUGGUUUACCUAAGUAUGUAUGUAGGUGGGAAUUCUUUUUUUCCAUUGUUGCAUGUGUUUGGUUCCAUGGACAUAUGAUCCCCACACCCGUGGAGUGUGGGUGUGAUUGGCCAAGUUUGGUUGUAUUUGUUUCUUUGUCUCUUGGGGACUCAAUUGGUAUCUAGAAAAUGUGGUAUUAUAGCUUGUCAUACUUAUCAGCUUGUAUGAGAGUGCAGGAAACUGUUCUUGAGAAAGCUGGUAAGCUGUCAUGUUUUUUAAAAGUAUUUUGAACACACGUGCUUUACAACAACUUUAUGAGGGAACAUUAUACACAGGAUUUUUGUUCAUAGAGCAUAUAGCAAUAAAGAUUUGAUUUUGUUCCCUUCCCUUCCACCCCUUCCCCUCAAGAAAUUCAAAGACCCUUUUCAAAUUGACCCUACAUUCUCCCUCUUUAGUCCUGGAAGUGUAAGCACUGUAUCUAAUGCGAUGGUCAGGAUAUUUUGGAUUGAUUUGCUCUUCAGCUUUUUAACUUAAAUAUCCUCUAUGUGGUGGGUGAUGUAUGUGUAUAUGCCAAGAUUUUAAACUAAUUUCUAUUAGUAACAAAGCUCUUUUUUGAGAAUAUUUACCAUCUGGGAAAGACAACAUUGGCCCAAAAGUUUCACCUGAUUGAGGGGAGGGGUUGAAGGAACAGAUCGAAACACAACCUGAAAAGGUCCGUUUCAUUGCAUAAAAUAGAAUCAGUUGUAUUCAUUUGCAAUCACGGAUUUCUUUUUUCUUUUUUUUUUUUGUAAAGGUGGAAUCUCUUAAUGUUGCACUGUUUAGUCAUUUAUCCCAUAAGUCAAAUGUAGUAAGAAUGAAUGUGAUUGUUAAAAAAAAAACAAAAGACAAACAAAAACAUACAGGCAAGUGCAUGUUUUGUUAAUGGUGUAAAAGAAGGGCUCAUUUUAAAAAUGCAAACAGCCAGCCAACACCAUCUCAUAGAGUUUUGGCAGCUGGAAUUCUACAUGGUCGAUGGUGAGCCCCUCCUUCAGGACACUGAAGAGGAGAGCAUAGAUGAAAAAUGGAAGUCACUUCUCUACCCCAACCUACCCAAGCUUUGCCCCAUUACAGAUUUAUAUGGGGUUUCAAUUGGCUAAAAACUAUUUGGUUCUGAAUUGGUUUAGAAUCCUUGCCAAAGGUUCUUCUACUGAUUGCAGCUGAGCAGGAACUCCAAAUGUGGCUUAUCUGUAGUCACCAUUUCAGAUGGCAUCAAAAUGUAGGUCACUUUUGUCCAUCACUAGGUUUUUUGAACUUGUCCUUUAUGUUUUUAAGAGGUGCCAGGGGUACAUUUUUGCACUGAACUCUAAAGAUGUUUUAAAAAAAAAAGCAGACCACACACUUUUCACAAAAGUAGUCCUUUGUCAUUAUCUUAAUUACUCAUGUGUUUGUACAUUUUUGUAUGUUAUUAAUUUAUGAAUGAUUUUUUCAGUAAAAAAAAAAUACAUAUUCAA
Messenger RNA from Vombatus ursinus (common wombat), 4137 nucleotides. RefSeq names its product beta-1,4-galactosyltransferase 5 (gene B4GALT5). Lineage: Eukaryota; Metazoa; Chordata; Mammalia; Diprotodontia; Vombatidae. The transcript is spliced from 9 exons. The record is from RefSeq and is a predicted model, not a curated record. Gene Ontology annotation, molecular function: UDP-galactose:glucosylceramide beta-1,4-galactosyltransferase activity. Gene Ontology annotation, biological process: carbohydrate metabolic process; glycoprotein biosynthetic process. The coding region runs from base 1 to 1164 and encodes 387 amino acids.